Messenger RNA from Pocillopora meandrina, 2701 nucleotides. Lineage: Eukaryota; Metazoa; Cnidaria; Anthozoa; Scleractinia; Pocilloporidae. The record is from the annotation of a GenBank genome assembly.
GAGGUAGGCCCAGCAAGGAGCAAGGACUGGUAAGGAAUAAAGGCUAUGUAACCUGGUGAUUUGCUAGGUUGCCUCGCAGUUAUAAAACAUGGCGGCUUCAUGUGGUUUCUGGAGAAAGGCAUCUAGUUUUUUAUAUUUGCGACGCAACUGUAGAUCCAUUCUUCUUUCCACAAAUGUAAGCAUAAGGCCAUAUUCUAGCGCAACUGGAAGUACAGAGGACGAAAACUUCGAAGAAAUGUUGAGGAAUUCUAGGUUUGUCAAAUUGGGUCGACCUGAAGGAAAAAUAGUGGCUGGAAAAAUAACGCACAUCGUGGAUAACGGUGCGAAAAAAGAUUUGUAUAUAGACUUUGGCUGGAAGUUUCACGCGGUUUGUACGGAAGGGAGAAACAGAGCAAGGUAUAAACAUGAUGUUUGCCGUUGAAUUUAAAAGAAAUGAAAAUAAUUAAUUGGCGGGGUAGGGUGAUACCAUAAUUGUAGAAUCAAUAUGUAUAUUCUCCAUACUGUUCUCUUUACAUUUCCUUUGAUACUGACAAGGAAAAGUUAUUUAACUCUUUUACUCUCAAGAUCUGAUUGUUAAUUCUCUCCUCUAGCUGCGACACAUUUCCUUCCAAAUUAGUAAUGAGAAUUUGGUGUUAGAUUAAGAUAACAACUUCUACCUGAUAAGUUUGAAUAUACUCAUCACCUAUUUGCAGGAUAAUGUAAGGAUAUUAUAGGGAGAAGUUUCAUGUUGAUCACCUCUGGGAGUUAAAGGGUUAACAGUCCAGAAUAUUCUUAGUUUGUGAUCAUUUUCUAUUAUUUUUAUGACUUUUAAGUGUAAUCCAGCAGUGUUUCUGUAAGGAGUAAUUAGAUGUCACAUUUAGCUUAGUGUUUGAUUUUUUUUAACUUUCCUUGACUUCAUUAAGUGACCAAGAAAAAAUAUCUCCUCACAAAAUCAAUAAAAUGUCAAGCAGAUAAGUGACGAGAACAGAGAAAAUAUCAAUUAGGGGAUUAUCAGUUGAUAUAAUACCAAAUUCACCAAACUAACAUCAUAAGAAUUGUAUGGAAGAUAGUAAGGAGAAUUACUGAUGAGAUCGUGGGAGUGUAAGGGUUAAGAGUUUAAUGCCACAAUUCCAUUCAUAAUGCUUUUAUGCUUUCUUUUUUGUUUUGUUUUUGUUUCAGUUACUACAAUGUGGAUGACCUGGUAAGAAUAAAACUGAUUAAACUGGAAGCUGCAGAACAUUUUCUUGGUCAAACCAGACACAUAACAUUAUGCGAGGCUGAUGCUACUCUAGAGGGGAAGUUGGAUCCACUUUAUAGAUACAGUGUGUUGGAAAAGGAACUCAAUUGAUCAUUUGUGAAAUUCUCCACAAUAAUUUUUGAUGACAUUAAUGUAACAGUAAUAUUUUGUGAAUCAUUUCACUGUUUUCAUAUCUUGUUUUUAUGUCCUAAUGUGGCUGAAAUGAAUGGUUAUGUAGAGACUUGGGUUCCCAUCACUUGCCUACAACUGAAUAAUAACUUCAGGAAAAUGAUAUGAGUAACAUAAAUAUCUUAAAUUACCUUUAAUUGCAACUGCACAACAAACCUUUACACCCUAACUUAAGUAUGCAUUCUAUUCUAUUUACAUUUCCUGCAGUACUCACGAGAAAAGCGAGACUUUAACAAACAUAAAGUUCUUUAGUCAAUAACCAUUUCCUUAACUCUCAUUAUCUAAAUGUUUGAUUCUAGGAUGAUACUGAAAGGAGAAAUUAGAUAUUAGUCACUCUUAGGGGUUAAGGGAAUUUUUCAGGACAAAUUGCUGUUAAAGUGAUGACAAUAACUUGUUCCAUGAAGAUUCCCCUUGGAAAAUUGGGAAAAAACCUGAAAUGCACAAGAACUGUAAACAAAUGGAAGCAAUAUUAAUGCCUCAAUUUCCCAGAAGGUGCCAUUUUGGCUUAUAUGAUGUCAAACAGUUGCCACUAUUAUCAUUAGACAAUAGCUUGUGUUCGCAUGAGUCCCAUGCAAUGAGUUCAUUUAGAUAAGAGUGGUGAUUAUAAAGCAUGCAGGCCAUAAAUCUAAGUGGAAAAUAUGAGGUUCUGGUAUUUUGAGUACAGACCAAGAAAACAAGGUUAGUGAGAUAUUAAUAAUUUCUCUGAAGCUUUUGAAUUUAGUAGGCUGCACUGUGAAAUAUGGCCUGUUAAAUUGACCAAUAAUAACACACAUACUUUAUGGUUCAGUUCAGUAAAGUACAACAGACUAUCAGCUACAGUGUAUGUAUUAGCCAUGAUAAAACCCUCAUUCAGUAGAGAGGAUGCUUUGUAAAGCAGAUUAUGUUAUAUAUUAAUGUUACUCUUAAUAAUAUUAUCAUGCGAUUAAAUUAAUUUCAUUGUCUUGGAAAGUUGUCAAUUAUGAUAAGUUUGUAAUAAUUGUGAGACCCAGUUCCAUUUUAAAAAAAUAAGUUCCCUUUGGGAAUAAACUGGCUAAAAUUUGGUAUUCUGUAGUUUCAAACAAAUUUCUCAAAAAUAUAUAAUUAUCCUUACUUGGAUAUAAUCCCUGCUUUUUGUAACAUACUUGCAUAAAGGAACUUUCCUUUUUUCACACUAGUACCUUUAACCUUACAUUGUUUGUGGAUAUUUAAAACUUUGAACGAUAAAUAAAAUAACUUAGUUACCAGUAACUGUUCUCUAUAAUGCAUUGCUGCAUGCAUUUUGGUGCACACUGUAUUUCAUGAAUAAGCACUCAAGCC